AAAUGCCCAACCCUGUCGUCCACGUGCUCGAUUACGGCGCGGGCAACGUCCGCAGCCUCAAGAACGCCCUGCAUGCACUGGGUUACAAUUCUGUUGAUGUCGAGCGCGUUGAAGAUAUCGAGAACGCGUCCAUCCUUGUCUUUCCUGGCGUUGGGAACUUUGCGCAAGCCAUGUCGUUUCUCACGACCCACAACUACGUCGACGCGUUGAAGGCAUACAUCCUUGCGAACAAACGAUUCAUGGGAAUCUGCCUUGGCAUGCAAACGCUCUUUGAGGGAAGCGAAGAGUGCCCGGGAGUCCCUGGUCUCGGGAUUGUUCCGGGCCUUGUGGCGAAGUUUCCAUCCGAAAACUUGGCCGUUCCCCACAUCGGCUGGAAUGGCGUAAGUGCCCAUCAAUCCUCACCGAUCUUUGCCCAUCUGGAUGCAUCCACCGACCCCACGGUCUACUUUGUGCACUCGUUUCGAGCGUCACCUUCGACCGUAAACAAGUCAUGGGUGCUCACAACGACCAACUACGGUGCGUUCGAGUUCAUCAGUGCAAUCCAGCAUGGGAAUGUCGUGGCCACACAAUUUCACCCCGAGAAAAGCGGAGCCGUCGGCCUUCAGAUGUUGCGUGGGUUCCUGGAAGGUGCGGCUCCCAUAACCCUGGCCAACGCGACCUCACCCACUCAACUGCGCAAGCGCGUCAUCGCGUGUUUGGAUGUCCGUGCCAAUGAUGCUGGGGACCUCGUCGUGACCAAAGGAGAUCAGUACGAUGUGCGUGAAGCAUCGAAUGAAGGUCAAGUACGCAACAUGGGCAAGCCCGUGGAUCUGUGCGCUCGCUACUACUCCGAGGGCGCGGAUGAAAUUGCAUUUCUCAACAUCACGAGCUUCCGUGAGCAACCGUUGGACGACUCGCCGAUGCUGGCUGUGCUCGAAGCGUCGUCGGCCCGUGUGUUCGUCCCGCUGACCGUCGGUGGGGGCAUUCGCGGGUACACGGAUGCCACCAAGCGACGGUGGUCGGCCCUCGACGUGGCCGCGCGGUAUUUUCGCGCUGGAGCGGACAAAAUAUCGAUUGGGAGCGACGCAGUGGAUGCUGCCGAAGCGUAUUAUGCAGGGGCGUCGCAAUCGGUCGACAUCAACGAAAAGAGCUCGAUCGAGCAAAUCUCGACCGUGUAUGGGCGUCAAGCGGUCGUCGUGUCGGUGGACCCCCGCCGCGUGUACGUCGACUCGGUUGACGCGCACACCGCCGUCGUGGAACUCAAGCACAAGUGUGGGCCUCAAGGCGAACGCUUCUACUGGUAUCAAGUGGUGUUCAAGGGCGGUCGCGAAGGUCGUGCUAUGGACGUCGUGCGUCUUGUGCAGGCGUGUGAAGCAUUGGGCGCCGGUGAAAUUCUCCUCAACUGCGUCGACAUGGAUGGACAAAAUGACGGCUACGAUUUGGACUUGAUCUGUCUGGUGAAGGCUGCCGUGACGAUUCCAGUCGUGGCGUCGAGCGGUGCGGGCCGCCCGAGUCACUUUUCCACCGUGUUUGCAGAGACGGGAUGCGAUGCCGCGUUGGCCGCGGGAAUCUUUCACCGUCAAGAAGUCACGAUUGGUGACGUCAAGACGCAGCUCCGCGUCGACGGCGUGCCUGUGCGACGUUAGGCAGCGAGAGAUGAGUCCGUUCUUGGUUGGAUGGUAGUAUUGCGCUCAACAUGAUUAUUCACGAACUACUUUUUUCGUA
Molecule: messenger RNA, 1704 nt
Organism: Aphanomyces invadans
Lineage: Eukaryota; Oomycota; Saprolegniomycetes; Saprolegniales; Verrucalvaceae
Product: imidazoleglycerol phosphate synthase, cyclase subunit
Exons: 5
Biological process (GO): L-histidine biosynthetic process
Molecular function (GO): oxo-acid-lyase activity; imidazoleglycerol-phosphate synthase activity
Source: RefSeq, a predicted model, not a curated record